Molecule: messenger RNA, 550 nt
Organism: Paramecium octaurelia
Lineage: Eukaryota; Ciliophora; Oligohymenophorea; Peniculida; Parameciidae
Source: the annotation of a GenBank genome assembly
AUGUAACCAAAGAAAUCUUUCGUUGGUCUUGCUCCUGGACCCAUUAAAUUUAAUAUCAAGUCAUAUGAGAGGCCUGGAUUCACAGAGGAAGAAAUCAAAGAAAUCAAGGAGGCUUUUGAUAUAUUUGAUGAAGAUGGGUAUAAUUUUAAAAUAAAAGAAUUAAAGUGGUGGAGAAAUAGAUCCCAGAGAAUUAAAGACAGUGAUGGCUUCAUUGGGAUUUGCAACUGAUGAAUAAUUGUUAAACAAUUUAAUUGAGAUUGCUUAGACAAACAAAAAAGAUGGAAGAAUAGAUUUUGAUGAAUUUUUAGAUCUAAUGACAGUUCGAUUAUCAGAUAUAAAAUCUAAGGAGAAUUUGAAGGAAGUCUUUGAUCUUCUUAAACCAAAUGAAAAAGGGUGUUUAGAAUUGGAAUCUCUGAAGCAAAUUUGUAGGGAAGUUGGUGAAAAUAUUGAUGAAAACGAAUUGAAUGAAAUGCUAAAGCGAGCAGACUUUGAUAAGGAUGAUAUGGUAAAUUUUGAAGACUUUUAUAAAAUUAUUACUUUUUAAAAAUGA